Molecule: messenger RNA, 2692 nt
Organism: Salvia hispanica
Lineage: Eukaryota; Viridiplantae; Streptophyta; Magnoliopsida; Lamiales; Lamiaceae
Product: putative galactinol--sucrose galactosyltransferase 2
Source: RefSeq, a predicted model, not a curated record
UUCCAUCGCCCACCGAUGUCAAUUAGCACAGCAUUCAGCGCCACUGCCGCUAUAUAUAGCACCAGAAAUUCAAGAAUUUUCUUCAAGAGGUUGCAAACAAAUCGCUCCCAAUAUUAUCCUCGCAUCAAUCACAAUUCUGCUCAUUACAUCACACCCAAUUCUCGCAAAGUCUCGAUCUUUUCUUCAUUCCAUACUAGAAUUUCAGACAGAAGCAGCUCUCGUUGCAAGACUUUUGCUGGGGUUGCGUUGAAGGCGGAGGCUGCAAUGACGGUGGCGGCGGCGCCGAUUUGCGUUGAAGACGGUUCCCUAUUGGUGAAUGGGAAGGUGGUGUUGGAGGGUGUCCCUCAAAACGUCGCCGUUUAUCCUGUGAUUGAUGGGUUGUCUUCUUCUUCUGCUGCUUUUAUUGGUGCUAGCUCGAGUGAACCUAGCUCAAGACAUGUUUUUAGUCUUGGUGUUCUUCGAGAAUGUAGGUUUAUGUGCCUCUUCAGGCACAAGAUUUGGUGGAUGAUACCUCGGUUUGGGAGUUCGGCUAGUGAUAUUCGAAUGGAAACACAGAUGUUGUUGUUGGAAGUGAGGGAAGAGUCUGCAGUUCAAGAUGAUGAUAGUACUUUGGUACAGUCAACUGAUAACAACACUUCCUAUGUGUUGUUUUUGCCUGUUUUAGAAGGGCAAUUUAGAGCAACAUUGCAAGGAAACUCGGCUAAUGAGCUCGAAUUCUGUGUUGAAAGUGGAGACGCUCAUGUACAGACCACUCAUGUUUCAGAGGCUAUCUUUGUGAAGUCGGGGAGCAACCCGUUUGAGCUCAUACGCGAUUCUUUAAGGAUUCUUGAGAGUCAUAAAGGUACCUUCACUCGUAUAGAACACAAAAAGAAACCCACACAUUUGGAUUGGUUUGGUUGGUGUACUUGGGAUGCUUUCUAUAGAGACGUUACUCCUCGUGGGAUUAGAGAAGGUCUUGAAAGCUUGCUCGAAGGAGGUUGCCCGCCUAAAUUUAUAAUCAUAGACGACGGAUGGCAAGAUACAUUUGACGAGUUCCAGAAGGAAGGAGAGCCUUGUGCUGAAGGGACACAAUUCGCCAUUAGAUUAGCCGGUCUCAAGGAAAGCUCCAAGUUCAUGGAGUCGGGUGCAGAUAUGUCAUGCCACGAUCUGCAUGACUUUGUCAAGUUCAUCAAAGAGAAUCACGGCUUGAAAUAUGUGUAUGUUUGGCAUGCGUUGGUAGGUUACUGGGGAGGGCUUCUCCCGUCUUCUGAGAAAAUGAAGAAGUACAACCCAAAGCUCGUGUACCCAAUACAGUCUCCCGGCGAUGUUGGAAACACGCGUGAUAUAGCAAUGGACUACUUAGAGAAAUAUGGAGUUGGCCUCAUUGAUCCUGAGAAAGUCUAUGAUUUCUAUAAUGAUCUCCAUAGCUAUCUUUCUAGCAGUGGUGUCGAUGGCGUAAAAGUAGAUAUCCAGAAUCUGAUAGAGACGAUGGGGGCGGGCCAUGGUGGGCGAGUCGCCCUCACGAGAAAAUACCAAAUGGCACUCGAGGAGUCCGUUGCUAGAAAUUUCCAAGAGAAUAACCUGAUAUGCUGUAUGAGCCUCAACUCCGAUUCCAUUUACAGCUCAAAGAGAAGUGCUACUGUACGAGCAUCGGAGGAUUUCAUGCCACGAGAACCUACAUUUCAAACGUUGCACAUUGCUUCUGUGGCUUUCAACAGCCUUCUGCUCGGGGAGAUCAUGGUUCCCGAUUGGGACAUGUUUCAGAGCCAUCACUACACAGCAGAAUUCCAUGGUGCAGCAAGGGCUGUGGGUGGAUGUCCGGUGUAUGUGAGUGAUAAACCGGGAAACCACGACUUCAAACUACUCAAGAAGUUGGUAUUGCCCGAUGGCUCGAUACUGAGGGGUAGAUACGCUGGGCGGCCUACCCGUGAUUGCUUAUUUGUAGAUACAGUAAUGGAUGGAAAAAGCUUACUGAAAAUUUGGAACUUGAAUAAGUUAACUGGAGUAGUUGGCGUCUUCAACUGCCAAGGAGCCGGAUGUUGGUCGUUGAGAGAUGCAGAGCAACAGGAUCCUAAGCCUAUAUCCUUGUCAGGUAGUGUAAGUCCUCGGGAUCUUGAGUUUCUCGAAGAAAUUACUGACGAGAGAUGGAACGGGGACUGUGCCAUCUAUUCUUUCCACACCGGAUCGUUGUCACGACUGCCGCGAGAAGGAAGUCAGCAAGUAACACUGUCAACUCUUGAAUGUGAAGUAUUCACAAUCUCACCUAUACAUGCUGUGAAUGACACACUCGAUUUUUCCCCAAUUGGAUUGGUUGAUAUGUUCAACUCCGGAGGUGCAACGGAGGGCUUGAGUUUUAGCAACGAUGAACCCUCCAUAAGGAUAGAAGCACGCGGGUGUGGCCGUUUUGGGGCGUACUGCAGCAAGAAACCAACCCGUUGCACAGUCGACAGGGAUGAGGUGGAGUUCGAAUAUGAUCCAGAUAACGGAUUGCUGAUAGUUAAACUUGAAGGUGAAUGCAGAAUCAAGAACAUCAACAUUUACUAUUAGUUUUUGAGUGUUUUUUUUUUGGCAAAAUAAGUAUUGCAAUAGCAUGUUGCAAGAGAAUGUAUAUUUGAAUUGCCCUUGAUGUUUGAUUUUACAAUUGUAUUAUGUAAUCUUGUAAUCUUGUUCUACAUUUUCAAGCUUUUAAGGGGUGAGUGACUCAUUUCUAAUA